This is a messenger RNA of Fomitopsis serialis, 2883 nucleotides long. RefSeq lists its product as uncharacterized. The coding region runs from base 1 to 2706 and encodes 901 amino acids. The record is from RefSeq and is a predicted model, not a curated record. NCBI's taxonomy places the organism in Eukaryota, Fungi, Basidiomycota, Agaricomycetes, Polyporales, Fomitopsidaceae. The transcript is spliced from 9 exons. Gene Ontology annotation, biological process: proteolysis. Gene Ontology annotation, molecular function: cysteine-type endopeptidase activity.
AUGAGUGGUCUGAUGCACCACUUGGACUACCAGCAAACCAGCAAACCUUCGUCGAACACGAAGCUUCUCUGUACACAUACCGCAUGGAAGCUAUAUCUGCUCGGACUCAGUAGGCAGGCUGACUCCAUGUGCGUAUACGUGUGUCUCUGCGUCUAUCAGCAUGUGUUCUUCACCGCAGGAGCCUCUAGAAGACCAAGCCCUGCGGUCUGUGGUUCUGAUACAGGUGUGAGGGUUGAAACUCUGUUCUCCAUGGACGCAGUGAGUGCUCAGGACCCUGGCAUGGUAUAUAUGUCGCCUCUCGCUGCCAUACAUCCUCACACUCACAGACACAUCCUUUUUUUUACGACUCUACGGGAGACAGGCACUACAAUGGUGAUGCACAGCCGAGUCGACAAGAUCGUGUCUUCUGUUGAACAUUGUUCUAUUGUGGCCUCUAUAGAAUCACGUUUCUCCCUGCAUCACUCAGAUCUUGCUGGCGAUAGAGAAUGCCGCGACAUCGAUCCCAUACCCAGGACGACUACACCCGACAGCGGCUACAUCUCAGAGCUUGAAGAACCUGCAAAGCCAUUCGUGGGUGUCGAUCGUGGUUCUGACGGUUUCGAGCCCACGAAUGCUCCGCGUAUAUUCGCAUUCGUGGUGGCCGUCAACGAAUACCACUCUCCGAGUGUCCCUAACUUGUCGGGAUGCAUCAACGACGCUCAGGAUUUCAUGGACUACUUGAAACAUGUCCUCGACGUACCGACGCCUAGGAUUUCGAAACUGAUCAACGGAGAGGCCACCCGUUCCGCUAUUAUCAACGAGUUCAAGGCCCACUUCUGGAACAAUCCGGACAUUCACCACGGCGAUGCUCUCAUCUUCUUCUUCUCCGGGCAUGGCAGUUAUGCUCAGCUCAUUUGCCCGUACGACUACAUGGACGAGGACAAGAACGAUGACAAGUACGGGAUAUCUGACCGAACGCUUGACGGGCUUAUGCGGAUAUUGGCGGACCGCAAGGGUGACAACAUCACGGCUAUCCUCGACUGUUGCCACUCUGGAGGGAUGGCAAGGGAGCUAGAUCCCCGGGCCGCGAGGGCGACCUCUCUGUGCCAGGAGAUAUGGGGCCAUCACACAUCGGACCGAGCUGUAUCUUGGGAAGUCCCAUCAGCAUACAAGGCGACGUCAUCAUACAUCUUGUUGGCUGCGUGUCGCGCCACUGAGAAAGCCAAGGAAAUGCGUUGCUCGUCCGAUUCACCUGGAGCCGGGAUGCCAGAGAACGUCCGCGGUGUAUUUUCCGCCAACCUGAUCCAGACACUACGCACCAUGGGGAGGGAGCGGUUAGAGGCGCUCACGUAUGCGCGUUUGAUGGACGAUCUUCCGCGUCGCGCGAUCCACUCACUCCCUUCGCUCCUUGAGCAACAUCCGCAGUGCGAUGGCACCCACAGUGAUAGGGUGCUCUUCAGCACGCGUCGACUUCCCGAUGCCCCCGAUUCAUUCAUCCUGAUCAGACAUGGGGACACUUGGCACGUGCGAGCCGGGACAAUUCAUGGGAUUACCAAGGGGACGCAGUUCGCUUUACCUCCACCACUUUCGGGUAUACAAGCAAAAGGUGGAGUGAUAUUCGAGGCGGAGAAUGUGUGGCCAACGACAUGCGAGGUGCCGUGCCGCUCGGCCGGUGUAGAGUUCGACUCCUCGAUCCCUCAACGAGUGGUCGUCACACACUGGAACCAGCCAAUUUCGCUCGCCACGCGCGUGUAUGUCCGUCGCACCCCCGGGGACGAUGGUCUUGCUAUCAAUACCAGGGCGCUCUAUCGAGUGACGCAUGACGAGGACGCCUUCGACCUAACACUAGAUGCCAUUCCGGGUGGUUGGCGUAUCGAGAGGUUCGAUCCACUCGUCACACGUUUCUUCGGCAGCAGGCGCGUUUUGGAGGUUGCUGGCAGGUCGUCGGCGCAUGCAACAGGCGUUCUGGACGCGAUUUCCCGUUUCAACUUCCACCUAUAUCGGUCCAAUGUGGACGUUGCGGUUGACAAGGAACUCCGCCUAACCGUCCAAAUGCACGCUCUGGAGGAAAUGGUGGAGACGGUCUGCGAGGCAUGGGAGCAGUCUCACAGUCGUCUCGGCCGAGGAGAAGAGGUCGUCCUUCGCACUGUGCAGGGCAUGACAUCGCUUUACUGCCACAAAACCGAUGCUAGUCGCUGCUCGGGGAAUAUUGAUGGCCAAAAGUGGGCCGAUCCUCGUCACUUCCAUAUCCCAAAGCCUGUGGAGGAGGCCAUGAUAACGAACUUUGAUCGCCAAUACGGCUUCACGCUGGUCAACAAUUCGAGCAUCGAUCUCUUUCCAUACGUGUACUUCUUUGAUCCGAGUACUUACGCUGUCAAGGAGCUGUUUUCACCUCGAUGGGGCACCUGUGAAGCACCUCUUCCAGUCAAAGGCCACAUUUGUAUUGGCUAUGGCGGAUUUGGUACCAACCCUCUACGAUUCACGCGGCCGGAAACCCAUUCUGAUAACGCAGUGGGCUUCCUCAAGAUAUUCGUCUCCACGUGCUACGUCGAGCUGAACAUCGAGCAGCCACCCCUAUUCGACCCACCGGAAAAGGCGGUGCAUCUAGGCCACAUUCCUAUGUGUGAUCCACCGGCCAGGGCAGCACAUCUUGGCCACAUUCCUAUGCAGGACAACUGGAAUUCGUGGACCUACGUCUUGACGUCACAGGCGACAAAAGACCCAUGACGGUGAGGUCACCCUCUUCCACGGCCAUGUGUAUUUGUACUGGUACCACGUCGCUAUAAGUCUGCCAUUCGUGAUGGACUAGUAUCUGUAGUUUUAUGGUCCCAUCGCUUGUCAAAGACAUGCCACAUGCAAUGGAAAAGGUGUUGGUAACGGAGCACCGCGUCAAGGCUUCUGGGC